Messenger RNA from Perkinsus marinus ATCC 50983, 243 nucleotides. RefSeq lists its product as hypothetical. Lineage: Eukaryota; Perkinsozoa; Perkinsida; Perkinsidae. Bases 1 to 243 code for a protein of 80 amino acids. The transcript is spliced from 3 exons. The record is from RefSeq and is a predicted model, not a curated record.
AUGCCCACCGAUCAUCAUCACCCAGUAGGACAGCGCUACUCCCCUCUCACUGCUGCGUCGUCUGACACUGAGGUCUCUACUGCUACUCCACUAGCAGGAAAGAGAGUUGCCGUCAUUGGAUCGGGGCUGGCAGGUCUCACUACUGCCUGGGCCCUCUGCAGUGGUGUCGGUAGCGCCAUAGAGGAGGUUACAGUAUAUGAGCGUGCUGACAAACUAGGACUAUAUAGUACUCUCCUACACUGA